Bolinopsis microptera is the source of this 7751-nucleotide messenger RNA. Its product is annotated as rootletin-like. The record is from RefSeq and is a predicted model, not a curated record. NCBI's taxonomy places the organism in Eukaryota, Metazoa, Ctenophora, Tentaculata, Lobata, Bolinopsidae. Gene Ontology annotation, molecular function: actin filament binding; microfilament motor activity. The transcript is spliced from 38 exons. Gene Ontology annotation, cellular component: myosin filament; cytoplasm; myosin II complex. Bases 24 to 6716 code for a protein of 2230 amino acids.
UUACAUUUAUUGAGAAAAUUAUUAUGGCUUCUCCACAGCCCCGUCCAAUGAAGAAAAAAACUCAUCCCAUGUUAUCUCCCAAUAACAAGACCACUCACUCACCACACUGCUUUAGAUCAUUCAAGAUAUGUCAUAAGUGUCACUCGCCCAAAAAGAGACCAGGGGACACAGAUGAUGGCACUAAGCCAGAAAUGAGGAGGAUUGUUAACAGUGCACUGUAUUCAGACACUGAUGAGGACGCUGGCUCUAUUACUGAUGUUAGGGAGGAUGAGGAUGUGCCCAUCAGAGUCCAGGUGUUGCCUGAUUCUGAGGCAGAUGAGGAGGAGAUGCUACCCUCUGAACAUGACACUGCGACUGAACCGGUGUCGAGCAAUGCUAGCCGUAGCAAUGCUAGCGCUGAGCUAGAGGUUUUGCCUGGUUCUGAGGCAGAUGAGGAGGAGAUGCUACCCUCUGAAGAUGAUACUGAGACUGAACUGGUGUCGAGCAGUGCUAGCCGUAGUGAUGCUAGUCCUAGCAAUGCUAGCGCUGAGCUAGAGAGAAGCCUGGCUGCAGACCUGCACGAAAUAUCGGAAAUACCACAAAGUGACCACAGUCGUCACACAGCUAGAGACACAACUUUCAGUCCUACCCGGGAUAGUACUCGUACUCCCAGCAGCUUCGCUCCAAGCUUCUACAACAAAUACCAGGGUAACAUAUCACGUGACAUGCAAUGGGACCCAGAAAAGGAGGAUUUGCACAAACAGUGUCAAGAGUUGCGACACAAGAUAGAGGACGAACAUGCCGGGUACGAACAGAAGUUGAGGGCAUUGCAGGAGAACACGCAGAAACAAACUACACUGUCAACUAAACUGCAGAAUAAGAUAUUAGAACAGAAACGUAGGAUAUUAGAGUUAGAACAUGCGAUAGCGGGGAAGAACAACGAACUUGAGGAUGCUAAGGAAGAGUUGGGAAGCACGACUGAGACGCUGGAACAGCAGCUACAGGCAGCAGAAAACAGAUUGAGGGAAACAGAACGGAAUUUACAGAACGAGCUUGCCAUGAUGCAAGAUAAAUACGAGGAAGAAUCGACCAAAGUUCUACAGAUGACCCAACAGGGAAACAAAUUGAGAUCACAGUUAGAUCAAGAGAAAUCCGAGAACGCACAUUUACACGCUGAUAUAAGAACCUUGACUGCAGAUUGGACUGCAGCUCGUGAACAACUUCAGGAAAAAGAGGUUGAAGCGAGGGAGACAAUGAUGGAAAUCCAACGUCAAGGUAGUGCCAGUGAGUCAGCCAAGUUACUGGCAGUCUGGCGAUCGGUUAAUUCCAUCAGACAAGACUUCAGCACCACAAACAACAGUACUGCUAAAGAUUUAGAUAGGAUGAGAUCUGAUCUUUCCGAGUGGAGCUCCCGACUAGAACAACAAUGCAAGUCUGCCUACUUGGAAGCACAAAGCUUGCUCGACAACGAGAGAUUAGCAAGAGAACAACUGGAGAUUGUGCUGGGUGAGAGGACCAACUCUUUCAACGAUCAACAACGAAAGUUCGAGAGCGAGAAAACAGAGCUACAGGGGACUAUUCAGCAACUGCAGAGUACAGUUGACACGCUGACUCGGGACCUUGCUUCCACUGACACCGAACUCAACAAGACCAAGGCUGACUUCUCUGAUCUGGACCACGAAAAGGGUAUGACAGACGCACAUCUCUCCCGAGAAUCGGAGAAAGCAAAGAAUCUGAAGAAUGAAGCUGAGUCGUACAGUACCACUCUCAAGGACAUCAUCAACGCGGUGUCACGUGCACAGGCUGCCAUGGGACUGGAUUGUACCCUGGAUUCCUCUCUUAGAGACAUCCCCAGACCAGGGUCUCCUAAACGAUCUGCCUCACCAACACGGGACGUUGCACGAACUGGAGCAACUAACGAUGUUGUGAACUCUGUCCUCUCCUCCGUACCCUCCCAACACCUCUGUGAAUGGGCUGCUAGCUCUGUCAGGGCUACAAUCUGUGGAUUUGAGGGUAGAAUAGAGGAGCUGAUGGCAAACGUAGAAGCAGGGUUAGACUCGCUGGAUGAGAGUCACAAGGAGAGUGGUAAAGUGAGGGGUGAGAACGCUGGACUGUCCAAGGCGUGCGAGGCGCUCAAGGCUGAAAUCUCCGAGGUCAAAGACUCAUUAGACGAGAGGUCCGGGCAAUACAACAAAGCAAUGGACGAAAUAUCAGCCCUCAGCACCGCUAAAUCAGGUCUAGAAAAGAAGAGUAAAGAUUUGGGAGAUAGUUUGACGAGUUCUCGUGGCGAGGCUUCCAAUCUUACUACACUUAACACCGAGCUUAAUGUUCAGGUUGCGGGACUACAAUCUGAGAAGGAGCGUCUGUUAGCUGAAAAGAGUAAGAGGAAGGAUCAACUAGCUCAUUUAACUGAGCGUUCUGACGUCCUACAAAGAGAACAUGCAGCCCUUAGCAAAGAAGAACAGAUCCUACGAGGGAAGCUGGGCAGAUCUGAGACUGAUGUGGCGAGGCUGAGUGAACUGAAAGUGGAGAUGGGAGACAGGGUACAACAGCUAGAGAGGGUCAAGAGCGAUCAGACUGAUGUUAUUGGCAGAAUGAAACUAGAGAAGCAGUCCUUCGAGGACAAAGUGUCCCAUCUUGAGACGACUCUUGGACAAUUGGAGGCGGAGAAGAUUGACAUGAAGAGCGCUCUAAAAACUGCAGGCAUUGAACGUGUGAAGCUGAGCCAACUUAAGGAUGAAGCUGAGGUGGACAAUAAUAAUCUUAAAAACGAGUUGGCAACACUGAUCAACAAGUUCGAACUGAUUGACGGAGAGAAAAAUAGGCUGCUUCAAGUGAACAACGAACUAGAGAUUACCAAAGCUAACCUCGAGGAGUGUGUCAGAAAUAUCGACAGAGAAAAAGGAGAUCUGAACGAGUCGUACACAUUGCUGGGUAUGGAGAAGGAAGACCUGUUGGACACUUUGGAGACGUCUACCAGAGAGAGGGAGAAACUUGGACAGACCAUCGUACGGAUGGCUAAAGCACGAGAAGAUCUAGUAAAAGAGAAACACCAGUUGAAGGAGGAGCUAGGAAUGGUGGAGAUGCGACUAGACGGAGCUAUAGAACAGAACAAGAGUCUAGCAGAGAGUAAGGCUAGCUUAGAACAGUCGCUCCACGGUACAGAACAGAACCUGGCACGUGUUGAGUUGCACAAGGAGAGUUUGGAGAGAGAAGUGGAGGAGCUGGUGCAGAUAAAGGAGGAUCUGACUGUCGAGCUGGCAGCUGUCCAGAAAGAGAAGGAGAUCCAGGGAGUUACACUAAGUAAGGAUAUCGAGCAGCUCAAGGUAAGACUGUUACAAACUACAAACGAUAAGAACAACCAGAUCGAGAGACUCAACAAGCAGAUGCAGGACGCUCUCAGACAAGCAGAGGAAGAAAAGGAAGACGCACUCUUUGAAAUGAAACGAUCAAAGGAUCAGGACCUAGAAAUAGUGUUAGCAGAGAAGCAGAGCAUGGCGAUAAGAGGCGAGAAGGAGAGAGAGGAGUUACAGGACGAACUUGACAAAACCAGGACCAAUCUCAGUGAGUCAGUAAACAAGCUGAUGAAAGAGAAACAUGAAGCGAUACAAGACCUGGAUGAACAGCGAGCAGCAGUGACAGAGAAGCUUCACAAGCUGGAGAGACAACAUGACCACACCCUGUCCGAGUAUGAGAGAGCUAGGGACAGCUUCUCUAUGAGGUCUCAGCAGAACAAGGAGGAGAUCGCUGGCCUGCAGGACAAAUUGGAGAAGACAGGAGACGAGCUGUCAAAGACAGAACACUCUCUCCGAGCCCUGACCACCAAACAUAACGACACGGUGCUUCGUACCACUAAAGAUAUUGAGGAUCUGAGAGAAAAGUGUGCUGAACAGGAGGAUGACAACGCUGCUCUUUCUCAGGAGAUACAAACGCUCCGUCUGAAGCUCGCUGAAGCGGAGGGAUGUCUUGAAGUGGUCAGAUCACACCUCCAGGAUGUUGAGGCAAUGAAAAAAGAACUGGAAGAAGAGCGAAGCAAAACUCUUACCGAAUUGGGUACGAUCGAACAGAAAGCUCGAAGAGACGAAAUCGAGAAAGAGAGCUUCCAACGAGAUGCUCAGGAGCUGAGGAAGAGACUUGCCAAGACAGAAGAAGCAAGAGAAGCCAUCAAGGCAGAAGCUACCAGUCUACGAGGAAGAAUGGACGAGGCAGAGGAAGAGAGGAAGAACAUCUGGAAAGAAGCUCUGGAGCUUAGAGCUGCGAUACGUCACACCGAGAAAGCUAGAGCGGACGCGAAUAAAGAGCUGGAUGAACUGAACCAUAAGGCUCACAUCUUGGAGGAACAGAAACAAGAAGCAAAAUCGGGGCUGGAUAACUUCAAGAAUCAGCUCUACAAGCAGGAGAAGAUGGCCCAGGAGGACACUAGGACUAUUGAUAUACUGAAGACAAAGUUACACGAUGUGGACCAGGAAAGGGGAAAAUCUCAGAACGAGCUGAAUAAUUUGAGGAAACAGAUCAAGGUAGUGGAGGGCCAGAAGAGAGAUACAGAGGACAAGCUUCGUGGAGCAGUGGAGAAGUUACAGAGAGAAGAGAGACAAGCGGACAAGAGAGCCCGAGCUCUGGAACAGAUGUUGGAGGAAGCAGGUAGAGAGAAGGGUGAAGCUGAGUGUAAACUAUCAGGUGCUGAAGGCAGAAUGAACGGUUUGGAGAACCAGCUAACCAGAACAGAAGGACAGAGAAAGGAGCUUCAGCUCAGACUCGCCAACCUUGUCUCCGUGCUUCAAGCUACACUUGGACUCAGAGACCUAACCCAACCGUCCCUCAUUAUCCCAGAGGAAGAAGACUUCGGACCACCAAGCCGCUCAUCCUCUCCCAUCAGACGUCCCAUAUCUCCCAGCCGGAUCAACAGAUCUGCAUCACCCUCCAGAUUGUUGGGAAUGGCAGGAGAAGCCCAAGUAGAGGCUGAAACAGUUAGACACGCCGUCCUGCAUUUAAGAGGAAGUCUCGCUAACGCUGAGGGAGAACGAGACGAAGCUAUCGCUACAGUGGACAGUCUCCAGAGAGCAAUGAAGGAGCUGGAUGAGGACAAGAAGAGGGGGGACCUGAAAGUUAACAGUUUGCGUGAUCAGAUCGCCAGCAUGGAGAGUGGAAUACGAGGAGCUGACGGCAGGUUGGUCACCGCUCAACAAGCCCUGUCCCAGCAGGAGGAGAGAUACAGAUGUGGCGAGAAGGAGAAGACCCUGCUAACGGAGAAGUUGAACAACGCUAAUAAACAGUUGGCAGCAUUGCAGGAGGAGAGGAGGGAGUUACAGGAAACAGGUCAUAAACUAAACCUCUCUGUGAAGGGGUGCGAGAGGGAGAAGAAGGAGCUCCAGGACAGACUAGAAGAAGUAGCCGCACAGCUAGCAACUGGAGAGAGAGACAAAAGACAGACCCUGGAGGAACUGCAGAAAUCUCAGCGACAACAUAUUGAGGGAGAGGCAGAGAGGAAGGUUCUCCAGCAGAGACUUGAGUUGCUGAGACAGAGUCUGACUGAGGCAGAGAGGGAGAAAGGACAGUUACAGGAUCUUUCAGCCAGACUCACCAAAUCUCUUCAGAAAGUACAGGAAGAAGAGAAACACCUUCUGGGGACUGUGAACGAUCUGAACCAGUCCCUAACGGACAGCCAACAUGGUUCUCAAACUCUUCAGGAGAAACUCACUCAGUAUCACAAGAGACUGAACGCUGCAGAGAGCGAAGGACGAGUACUCAGUGAGAAAUUGGCAGCGCUCCAACAGAGUCACUCAGAACAAGAGGACCUUAUCAACAGACUUCAAGAGAGGAUGGCUACUCUACAAAAUAACCUAACUGACAAUGAGGUCCAGAAGAUACGUCUUGAGGGACAGGUGCGGAACCUGCAGCUCACCCUUCAACAGAAGGAUAAUUUGAUAGAGGACCUCAACAGUAAGAUUGAGGAACUGAAGGGGGAGAAGGAGCAUCUUAGCAAGGUCAUCAGCCAGACUGAACACUCCGCCAUGCAGGCUGAACAAGAAAAGCGGGGUCUGAAAGAAGAGCAGAUAAUCUCAGAGAAGGAGAAGAGAGGUCUCCAGCAGAUGUUGGAGCUUGCUACCGCGGAGAAGAGCCGUUUGGAUGAGCAGCUGAGUUUGGUGGAGAAGAGACGAGGAGACUUGGAGACCACCCACAAUUCUACUAGCAGAGAACAAGCUAAAGUGAACAGAAGACUAACGAUGACCCAGCAGCAGUUAGCAGAUACUGAACAGAGCUUUAACCAGCGACUUACCGCCGGCCAAGUCAGACACAAACAGGAGUUAGUACGUGAACAAGAGAGGGUGAAGAGAACAGAGAAGUUACUUAAAGAGGAGCAUGAGCGUGGGAAUUCUCUGCUAACCCGUGUCAAGGAUCUCGAGAUCCAGAACUCUUCUCUCAGGUCUCAAAUAUCUGAGGGGGCCCUGAAGAGACAAAGCUACCUCGACAACUCUUACAAAAAGAGUGCUGAGAUCAGAGAACUGAGAGGACUGGUCGGGGACUCCUUUAACUCGCUCGCUAAAGAUCCGGCUGUGGACAGUUCUUUGUUACAGCACGAGGCUGGCAAGUUAGACAGAAGUUACCGUGGUCGAGCCUCCCCCGACAGAUCAGUCUCUCCCUCACGUUACUCUCCUCGGAUCCGCCACACCUCUCCAGAGAGACCUGUCAGACUUCUUACCUCACCUAAAAACACUAGCACACCUAUCCGCAGAUAAAUAGUUACUCUCUUAAAUCAUUAAGUAUAAUCAUUCUCGUGAUUAUGCUUAAUUGUAAUUACGUAUAAUCAUAGGCUCUGAAUUUUUGGUUAAUUAAACACUGUAGACCGGAGGCUUUUCAGCUUUAAGAAGCGGUUUUUUUUUUCGGCAUAGAAACUGAUGCACGAACGGAAUGUGUAAACUGUGUAAUUAUAUUUUAUAACUGUAAUUUAAUUUUGUAAAUAUUUUAAACGAAAGGGCUGGCAGCAGAAACCGACAAGUGUUAAUUAUUCUCUCUGGAUAUGAUAAUUUCAUAGCAUGUGUCUUCUAGUUCUUAUUUCAUUGGCGCCUGGACUGCAUUGGUAUCGGUAUUGGCAUAGAAUUAGAUAGGAUAGCUAAAAGUAGCUAAGAGUAUAUGGUGGAAUUCAACAACCUAAGAUAGAUUAACUGAAUUGGUAAUUUUAAUUUGGUUUCUUUCAUAACUGCGAAUAGAGGGGAAAGUGUGUUGUGACAGGAUUGUAAAUAUAAUGGUAGACUCUUUAAGCUCUGUAAACGAUACAAAAAUUUGACUUCGCCAAUCUUAUCUUUACAUCUCCGCUGUUUUUGGUAGGAUCUGAAAUUAUUUACUUAACAGCUUGAUAUACAUUAUUUUAUCUCUUAAUAGAUUAUUUUAUCCGUACCUUGAUUUCUUUUUCUAGUAUAAGAUUUAUGAGAAAAAAACAUGCGAAAUUAUGUCAACUAAUUGACAUUGUAAGUGGAAUCCACAAUUUCGAAACUGACAGCUUUAAUUAUAAUAAUAGGUAUAACAAAUUGAAAAGAUUUGAGCAAAUAAUUGAGUUCGGGAUUAAUGAUUGUAUUUGAUCUGAUUUAAACCGUAUGAAGAAUCACUUGUGAUGUAUUAUGUUUUUGUGUUCGGGAAGAUUUCUGGUUUUGUAUCUGAAAGUUAAUCACGUGACGAGGGUCAAGUGGUCUAUAUUUACCCUAUGUUGCAUGGUUAUGUACUAUAGGAACAUUGGUAGAAUUUACCCUACCAAUUUUUGUGUUUUAAAAAUCAAA